Siniperca chuatsi (mandarin fish) is the source of this 6427-nucleotide messenger RNA. RefSeq names its product ring finger protein 150a (gene rnf150a). The transcript has 7 exons. The record is from RefSeq and is a predicted model, not a curated record. NCBI's taxonomy places the organism in Eukaryota, Metazoa, Chordata, Actinopteri, Centrarchiformes, Sinipercidae. Bases 643 to 1932 code for a protein of 429 amino acids.
AAUUUAAUUAUGAAGUCAUGAUUUAAAUACACAACAACACAACAGAAUAAUACAUUUAGUAAUUAAACUCUGUAAAAGCCUAUAAUUAUUCCAGUGGCACACUCCAGGCUCCAUAGAUGUGCCCCGAAUGUACCCAGUAAAAUUAUAUUGGGUAUUUGCUUUUGACGCGCAAAUAAACAAAAACAUCCAGCAUUUCUUACAGUUUUGUCACACCUAUUACAACCUAUAAUGAAUGGUGUCUGACAAAAUGCAAUAACAAUGUCAAACCGUUCAUUACUUUGGCAGUGGUUUACAUGAUUUAUGACUGUUUUAGUUUCUCCACGUGCCAUUGGGCGUCAGAGCCACCUUGUCCACGCCCAGGUCACGUGCUGACGAGCGGUGAGCCAAUCACGAGCGAGGACGGGAAACAGCUGACGGCGAACAACAACACAGGGUCGUCUUUUCCUGCAGGUGGUGGUGUGUAGUGGACUCCCGCACGUAGCUCACAAACUCGUCUAUGAGGGCUAGUAUCUGGCUCUGGCUAUUAUGCAAGGUUAAUGCACUUUGUUUAACCUGUCCCUGCUGUAACAAGAGGGACGUGCUGCGAGCUUUCCAGUGAGGAGGAGACCCGGAGCUCGUCAUCCAUCCUAAACCAGCCGCACAAUGGCACCGUCCCCUAUCCGAGCUUGCCGCAGUCUGGCUCUCUCGACGUGGCUGCUGUCGUUUUGUUUCGUCCACCUGCUGUGCCUGGACUUCACCGUUGCAGAGAAAGAGGAGUGGUACACGGCGUUUGUCAACAUCACCUAUCUGGACCCCGUCACUUCCGAGGUCAAGACAGAGAAAACCGAGUGCGGUCGGUAUGGCGAGCACUCGCCCAAGAAAGAAGCCAGAGGUCUGGUCCUGGUGCCGUCCCCCUUGCAGGACAGACAGGCGUGCGACCCAAACGUCAGGUUCCCUCCCGUAUCUCACAACACCGCCUGGGUGGCGUUGGUGGCUGCAGGGAACUGCACAUACCAAGAGAAAAUCCGUAACGUUGCAAACCUCAACGCCUCUGCAGUUGUCAUAUACAAUGUGGGCUCCAGCAGUGCCAACGACACCAUAACAAUGCCCCAUUCAGGUACAGGCGACGUUGUGGCCAUCAUGAUCCCAGAGCCUAAAGGUCGUGAGAUUGUGGCCUUGCUGGAGCAGCACAUUGUGAUCAUGUUGCAGAUCACUAUAGGAACCCGCAACCUGCAGAAGUACGUGAGCAGAACAUCAGUAGUGUUUGUCUCCAUCUCCUUCAUCGUUCUGAUGAUCAUCUCCCUCGCCUGGCUCGUCUUCUACUAUAUCCAGAGGUUCCGCUACGCGAAUGCACGAGAUCGCAACCAGAGACGUUUGGGAGAUGCUGCCAAAAAGGCCAUCAGUAAGCUACAAGUACGCACCAUUAAGAAAGGAGACAAGGAGACUGAGUCAGACUUUGACAAUUGUGCUGUUUGCAUUGAAGGUUAUAAGCCUAAUGAUGUUGUAAGGAUAUUACCAUGCAGGCAUGUCUUCCAUAAGCACUGUGUAGACCCGUGGCUGCAAGACCACCGGACGUGUCCCAUGUGUAAAAUGAACAUCCUCAAGGCUUUGGGAAUCCCACUCAACGCAGACUGUUCAGAUGAGAUUCCUCCAGACUAUGAGACAUCUGUCGGGGGUCCACCCACCAACCCCAUCAGUGGGGCGAGUGAAAUCACAGUUAACGAAAGCUCUGUGGUUCUGGAUCCAGCUGGAAGAGCGAUAGACCUACAGCAGCUCCACACUAAUGAAGAGACAGAACCUCAGGCAGGAGAGGAGAGCCGCAUCAUCACCAGCAGUGAGCACCAGCCUCCGCUCAGCAGUGAUUCAGACACUUCUAUCAUCAUGGGUGUGGAGGUAGGCAUAUCUGAAGUAGACCUGUCCACAGAGCAGGAAUGUGAGGGGGCCAAAUCCUGAGCCAAUCGAAGCUCAGAAAAAAACAACAAUCACCAGGAAAAGGAGGACGAGAGCAGGACUGAGUGAUCGGGGGCCCCCAGAGAUUCGCCACGUCUUUGGCCACUGGAGGAAGUGACUUCUCAGAAGAUAGGCAUAUGAGCAAUACAACAUAGCAGCACAAAAACACCCAGUUCUGUCUUUACUGCUGCUGUCUGUGAAUGUGUUGCUUGCUCGUUUUCUAGCAGUCACACCUCACACCGUUUUAUUGGUUUGACUGCCAUGGUGACCAGACAGCCAAUCACAGCUCUCACAUUGUGGUCGCCCCAGUUUUUGUCCACGUAAUCUUUUCACACCCUUAAACCUAGCAUCUGAAAUACACAUACAAUAACUGCUGAGAUGAUGUAGCCCUUUACAGUGCUGAGAACGCAAAAUUAGUUUCUCUUCACUCUGGCAACGUAAACCUGCAGCUGGACACAAUAGGCACACGGGAGCAGCAAGGCCUUCUUAAUGCCAGAUUGCAGCUUUAAUUAUUAUAAAAAAUAUGUGCAGAUUGUUUGAUUUCUUGGUAUGAGAUAGCUGCCAACAUAUUCCAAAGGUAAUUUUUACUGAUGUGAUGGAUACAUAGCAUAUAUAGACCCUAUGUCAGCAAAGUCCCUAACAGUUGGUGUGAAUUCCGACCAGCAAUUUUUCAAUUUUAGACUUGAAUACAUGUUAUUAUCCCUUGAAAACUUGAAGCGUAGGUCUUUAAGUUCAUGUGGUCAUGUGACAUUUGAGGAGUUGGAAUAUGUAUGCACACGUUAUGCUGUAAUUUCUGAAUUUCCAAAUGUAACUGUUUGUUACUAUUUUGUGAGACCUUCAUUUAUAACUUCUAUUUUACCAACUGAAUUUAUUGUUGUUGAGACGAAAUUGCCAAACACAAGGUUAUAUUUCUGUCCUCACAUUUGACAAUCAUAGCUUGCCACAAGCAGUUUGAAGUGAUGUCACCCACUGCCCUACUGAAACUGCUGCUGAUUUACAAGUUAUCACAACACAUGACGCUGGCAAUCACUCACAGCUGUCUGUCAGGAGGGAAAUGUUCACGUCUAUGUUCACACUGCUGCUAAAUAGAGCUAGCAAUAGCAGUUGUCAUACCAAAUCCUGGCAGUGUGCACAUACUGCAAACAAACUUCCUAGACUUGUCAAGCCAGCCAAUACAAAUAUGUCAACAAGUCUUUGUGCCAAGAUUAUCAGUAGUAUUUUAAACAUUGUAGUUGUUUGUCAUGCACACUGAUUCCCUUGGCUGGAAUGGCACUGAAUCUGGUUAUGAUAUGAGACAAAAUGAGGACAUAGAAUUGGAUGGCUUACGUCAGUUGAAAGAGGGACUCUUUUGGUGGAAAAGGAGGGAGCUUUGCAUUGCCUGACAAAUUAGAUGCAUUUGAAAUGGUCAGGAUUUUCAUUUAAGGAUUUUGAUGCUCUAAGUAUGGGAUUUUUUAUGGCAUGAAAAGCUUACAGCAUGAAAAUGUUUACAAUUGUGGAAUAAUUGAGAAGUUUUGUUUGUACUACGUCCACACUAAGCCGGCUAAUUUUCGAAAAAGACAUGCAUACAGCCUAGUGUUUUCUGUGUUUGGGGUUUUCACAAAGAUCUCCACGCAAAAACACUUGAACAAUAGGAAAACAGCUACAUUUCUUAUUCUUUGUCCUCGGUCAGCAAAGAACAAAACUGCAUCACAGCCAACCUGUGCUACCCUGACUACUGUCUUUGAUCACCUAUAGCGUGUUUUAAGAUGGUAUAUUUUUGUGUUUCGCUGAGUGCUGAGACAUCAGUCAAAUCAGUAUUUUAUGAUGGGAAGUCAUCAGACAGUGACAACAUAAACAUAAAUCCAAGUUAAUGACAACAGCUGUGUGAUUGGCUAUAUUGACAUUUAAAAUGAGUGAUCACAUUCACUCUGUUUUCGCAUGAGAAAAACACCAGCGUAGUGUGGAUGGCCAAAACACAGAAAUAAAGAUGCAGUUUUAAAUUUAGGCGGCUUAGUGUCGACGUACUCUUAGACUCCCAUGGUGAUGCUGACUGUUAAUUCACGUUCAUCAUCUCUUACAGUUUGUAGUAGAAUCCAGUCUUUCUACUUUGUUGUUCUGUUGAAGUCCCGUCAAUCACCUCCUCAUUACUUUUCAGUAAUGUCAUAUUGAACAAGAUCAGUAGGAUCUUAGAAGCAACUGGAUGUGUUUGCUCUCACAUUACUGUAGACUUGCACACUGAUGAGGUACAGACCCACUGAGUCGAUGGAGCCAGUGAAAUUUAACUGGGGGUUUCCACUUCCAGUCACUGUUUCCAUUAUGUCCUGCAGCCAUUUGGAACUCUGUUAUAUAACACGCACAUGUGCGCACUCCUCUAUUUGGGUCAAUCAUUGAAGGAUCAUCAAAUGUUCUAGUGUUUCAUGAAAGUGUUGGUUUUAGGAGAGGCAAGUUGUAAUUCUUUAUUUCUUUAAGCGUUUUGUGAGACAGUAUGUUCUUGGAUGUAGCAGCUUGAUACCCAUAGACACCACUAGUCGCCAAAGUAAGAAGUUAUUUUGGUUCUGACAGCAGUGUUUCUCUGCUCUGGCUUGACAGUUUCCCUCACUUUAUAUUCAACUAUUACUCUACAUGCAACCUACAAUUUCAACAUGACUGAAAUGUGUGGUAGCAUUAUGGGAGCACUCAUGAAUGUACAUUUUCAUAUACUAUCUAUUAGACAAUAGGAUGGCUAUAGUCUGCCUGGUUUACCUCUAGUUAUACAUCUUUUGCAUCAUGGAUAUGAAGGUGGUGGAUGAUUGUGAUUCUUGCCAGCACAUUAUAGAUACAGAUGUUUAAGUCUCCACCAGCCUAAUCUGGACCUUUAAGUCUCCUGUAUGUUACAUCAACUCACAUGGAUAAUGAGACAGCACAAUGCAUAAGAUAACCCAGAAACACACAACAACAUCAAUAUCUGUUGCUCUCCUCGUCUUUCCUGCUCGUUUCCGCCGGCCCACGCUUUGAAUCCAUGAGUCAUCUGUCAUCUUGACUCUUUUCUCACAUUCGCACACAAACAUAACUUUGUCAACACUUUGUCUCCAUCUGACCAGUUGUUUGGUCGGCGUAGCGACAAGAUGAAGCAAAGCACAUCUGUUUUUAGUGCCGGAUCACUCGAUUCUGGCUGUACUGCCAGUUUGUCUAAAGUUGGAUUAAGGCCUUCUUUUUACAGGCCAACUUAUUUAUUGAUUUACUGAUUUAUGUGACUAAGCUAUAAGGUCAUCUCUCAGUUUUGUCUGUUUACAAUAUAACAACCUUCUUGUAAGAAUAAAUAGAAUUCAAAGGAAUUUUAAGACACCAAAGACCUUGGUGUACUCUAUGUAAUGGCAUUCGAUGUAGUUAUAAAGUAACAGAAGACUGUUGUCCCUAAUUGUACCUGCAACGCUGCAUAACACUUUAUUUUAUGUGUCCGUAAUUUCCUAAUAAGUUUCCUGGAAAGAAGUUUGUAAUUUGGUGCUAAUUUGGAGGAAAAUAGAAAUGUCCUUAAAAGAAAAGCUCAUUUUAAACAAAAGAUUCAUAAAUGUUCAUACAUUGUUCAUAAAUUGUUGGAAACUUUAUUCUGCAUAUUUGUUUGUUUAUUAUUUAUUCAUUUUAUUUGUUUAUCUGACAGAAAACCGUAAAUGAACCCCUGGCCAGAUGUUACAAAGGCACCUUUAAAAAUGUAAUAAAACAACAUUAUUUUAUUGAAUUCAAAUACACAACUUGUUAAAUAUGCACAAAACAGUACAGUACACAUCCACCAAUAAAUAAUGCCACAUUAUAACACGUUAGUUAGCUGCAAUCCAUACUAAACAGUGAAGAAAAAGAAAAAAAGAAACUUGCAAAGGAAGUUGAGUUGUAUGUUGCCUGUGGAUAAAGACCUGCUGUGCACUGACUCUCUAGGUUACACUAGCAAUUAAUUGGAAUUAAUGAAUUGAAAUUAAUAUAUCACUUGAACACUGUCUCUAUUUUCCCUGUAAUUAGUACCAAAUUGUGUUGUUCUUUCAAGGAAAUUCUCAAAAAGUAUUCAAACAUGAUUUUGAAAUUAUGGACCUGUAAAAUAAAGCGUGACCCAAUAUAGUUUUAUUAUAUGUAGUUGAUCAGGUUUUUCAUGUAUUUCAUUUUGUUCUCUUUUGUUUGUGUAAACCUUCCUAUAUUGCACUUUAACCCUCCAGUGAAUGGGGAGCGGCUAUACUGAACGACUUGAGAAAGUCUUUUUUUAGUACACCUUCUGAGAAAGAGGGCUACAGUAUUAAACAUGGCACAUGGCUCAGUUGUUGCUUAUUGUAUAAUGUUGUGAUCUUUUUAUCUGUACUAUUGUGUAUAUGUGGGGUGGGUGGGGUAUCAAUAUAUUGUACACUAUGCCCAGCAGAAAUAACAGCAUUGCUAUUUUCUAAUAUAAAAGAAUUGUAAGUAUGAUUAGCGGUGUCUCUGUCCUUUUCUUGAAUCAUGAUGCACGUGUAGGAAUGUCUAUGAUUGUGACUUAUAAUAAAUUUGAAUCAGGUUUUUUCAA